GGUGAACUGGCGCCUCUCCUGACUCUUCACCUGGACUCUGAGUCGUCUUGGUCCCAGGAGCCAGUAGUGAAGGCAACAGUCUGCCCACCUGUGGACACCAGAUCCUGGGAGCUCCUGGUUGGCAAGUGAGAUCUCUGGGAUGUCAGUGAGGCUGGUUGAAGACCAGAGGUAAACUGCAGAGGUCACCACCCCCACCAUGUCCCAGGUGAUGUCCAGCCCACUGCUGGCAGGAGGCCAUGCUGUCAGCUUGGCGCCUUGUGAUGAGCCCAGGAGGACCCUGCACCCAGCACCCAGCCCCAGCCUGCCACCCCAGUGUUCUUACUACACCACGGAAGGCUGGGGAGCCCAGGCCCUGAUGGCCCCCUUGCCCUGCAUGGGGCCCCCUGGCCGACUCCAGCAAGCCCCACAGGCGGAGGCCAAAGCCACCUGCUUCCUGCCGUCCCCUGGUGAGAAGGCCUUGGGGACCCCAGAGGACCUUGACUCCUACAUUGACUUCUCACUGGAGAGCCUCAAUCAGAUGAUCCUGGAACUGGACCCCACCUUCCAGCUGCUUCCCCCAGGGACUGGGGGCUCCCAGGCUGAGCUGGCCCAGAGCACCAUGUCAAUGAGAAAGAAGGAGGAACCUGAAGCCUUGGACAUAAAGUACAUCGAGGUGACCUCCGCCAGAUCAAGGUGCCACGAUGGCCCCCAGCACUGCUCCAGCCCCUCUGUCACCCCGCCCUUCGGCUCCCCUCGCAGUGGUGGCCUCCUCCUUUCCAGAGACGUCCCCCGAGAGACACGAAGCAGCAGUGAGAGCCUCAUCUUCUCUGGGAACCAGGGCAGGGGGCACCAGCGCCCUCUGCCCCCCUCAGAGGGUCUCUCCCCUCGACCCCCAAAUUCCCCCAGCAUCUCAAUCCCUUGCAUGGGGAGCAAGGCCUCGAGCCCCCAUGGCUUGGGCUCCCCGCUGGUGGCUUCUCCAAGACUGGAGAAGCGGCUGGGAGGCCUGGCCCCACAGCGGGGCAGCAGGAUCUCUGUGCUGUCAGCCAGCCCAGUGUCUGAUGUCAGCUAUAUGUUUGGAAGCAGCCAGUCCCUCCUGCACUCCAGCAACUCCAGCCAUCAGUCAUUUUCCAGAUCCUUGGAAAGUCCAGCCAACUCUUCCUCCAGCCUCCACAGCCUUGGCUCAGUGUCCCUGUGUACAAGACCCAGUGACUUCCAGGCUCCCAGAAACCCCACCCUAACCAUGGGCCAACCCAGAACACCCCACUCUCCACCACUGGCCAAAGAACAUGCCAGCAGCUGCCCCCCAUCCAUCACCAACUCCAUGGUGGACAUACCCAUUGUGCUGAUCAACGGCUGCCCAGAACCAGGGUCUUCUCCACCCCAGCGGACCCCAGGACACCAGAACUCCGUUCAACCUGGAGCUGCUUCUCCCAGCAACCCCUGUCCAGCCACCAGGAGCCACAGCCAGACCCUGUCAGAUGCCCCCUUUACCACAUGCCCAGAGGGUCCCGCCAGGGACAUGCAGCCCACCAUGAAGUUCGUGAUGGACACAUCUAAAUACUGGUUUAAGCCAAACAUCACCCGAGAGCAAGCAAUCGAGCUGCUGAGGAAGGAGGAGCCAGGGGCUUUUGUCAUAAGGGACAGCUCUUCAUACCGAGGCUCCUUCAGCCUGGCCCUGAAGGUGCAGGAGGUUCCCGCGUCUGCUCAGAAUCGACCAGGUGAGGACAGCAAUGACCUCAUCCGACACUUCCUCAUCGAGUCGUCUGCCAAAGGAGUGCAUCUCAAAGGAGCAGAUGAGGAGCCCUACUUUGGGAGCCUCUCUGCCUUCGUGUGCCAGCAUUCCAUCAUGGCCCUGGCCCUGCCCUGCAAACUCACCAUCCCACAGAGAGAACCGGGAGGUGCAGAUGGGGCCUCGGACUCUACAGACAGCCCAGCCUCCUGCCAGAAGAAAUCUGCGGGCUGCCACACCCUGUACCUGAGCUCAGUGAGCGUGGAGACCCUGACUGGAGCCCUGGCCGUGCAGAAAGCCAUCUCCACCACCUUUGAGAGGGACAUCCUCCCCACGCCCACCGUGGUCCACUUCAAAGUCACAGAGCAGGGCAUCACCCUGACUGAUGUCCAGAGGAAGGUGUUUUUCCGGCGCCAUUACCCACUCACCACCCUCCGCUUCUGUGGUAUGGACCCUGAGCAACGGAAGUGGCAGAAGUACUGCAAACCCUCCUGGAUCUUUGGGUUUGUGGCCAAGAGCCAGACAGAGCCUCAGGAGAACGUAUGCCACCUCUUUGCGGAGUAUGACAUGGUCCAGCCAGCCUCGCAGGUCAUCGGCCUGGUGACUGCUCUGCUGCAGGACGCAGAAAGGAUGUAGGGGACAGACUGCCUGUGCACCUAACCAACACCUCCAGGGGCUCGCUAAGGAGCCCCCCUCCACCCCCUGAAUGGGUGUGGCUUGUGACAAUAUUGACAGACCAAUCUAUGGGACGAGGGGGAUUGGCAUCAAGUUGACACCCUUGAACCUGCUAUGGCCUUCAGCAGUCACCAUCAUCCAGACCCCCCGGGCCUCAGUUUCCUCAACCAUAGAAGGAGACCAAUAGACAAGAUCAGCUGUUCUUAGAUGCUGGUGGGCAUUUGAACGUGCUCCUCCAUGAUUCUGAAGCAUGCACACCUCUGAAGACCCCUGCAUGAAAAUAACCUCCAAGGACCCUCUGACCCCAUCGACCUGGGCCCUGCCGACACAACAGUCUGAGCGAGAGACCUGCAGCCCCUGUUUCAUGGCAGACAGCAGGUGCCUGGCGGUGACCCACGGGGCUCCUGGCUUGCAGCUGGUGAUGGUCAAGAACUGACUACAAAAUGGGAAUGGAUAGACUCUAUUUCCUUCCAUAUCUGUUCCUCUGUUCCUUUUCCCACUUUCUGGGUGGCUUUUUGGGUCCACCCAGCCAGGAUGCUGCAGGCCAAGCUGGGUGUGGUAUUUAGGGCAGCUCAGCAGGGGGAACUUGUCCCCAUGGUCAGAGGAGACCCAGCUGUCCUGCACCCCCUUGCAGAUGAGUAUCACCCCAUCUUUUCUUUCCACUUGUUUUUUAUUUUUUAUUUUUUUGAGACAGAGUCUCACUGUCACCCAGGCUGAACUGCAGUGGUGUGAUCUAGGCUCACUGCAACUUCCACCUCCCAGGUUCAAGCAAUUAUCCUGCCUCAGGCUCCCGAGUAGCUGGGAUUACAGGCAUGUGCAACUCACCCAGCUAAUUUUGUAUUUUUAGUAGAGACAGGGUUUCACCAUGUUGGCCAGGCUGGUCUUGAACUCCUGACCUCAGGUAAUCCACCUGCUUCGGCCUCCCAAAGUGCUGGGAUUACAGGCGCGAGCCACCUGGCCCAGCUUCUUUCCAUUCCUUGAUAGGCGAGUAUUCCAAAGCUGGUAUCGUAGCUGCCCUAAUGUUGCAUAUUAGGCGGUGGGGGCAGAGAUAAGGGCCAUCCCUCUGUGAUUCUGCCUCAGCUCCUGUCUUGCUGAGCCCUCCCCCAACCCACGCUCCAACACACACACACACACACACACACACCCCUCUACUGCUAUGUGGCUUCAACCAGCCUCACAGCCACACGGGGGCAGCAGAGAGUCAAGAAUGCAAAGAGGCCGCUUCCCUAAGAGGCUUGGAGGAGCUGGGCUCUAUCCCACACCCACCCCCACCCCACCCCCACCCAGCCUCCAGAAGCUGGAACCAUUUCUCCCGCAGGCCUGAGUUCCUAAGGAAACCACCCUACCGGGGUGGAAGGGAGGGUCAGGGAAGAAACCCACUCUUGCUCUACGAGGAGCAAGUGCCUGCCCCCUCCCAGCAGCCAGCCCUGCCAAAGUUGCAUUAUCUUUGGCCAAGGCUGGGCCUGACGGUUAUGAUUUCAGCCCUGGGCCUGCGGGACAGGCUGAGACCAGCCCACCCAGCCAGUGGUCGAGCACUGCCCCGCCGCCAAAGUCUGCAGAAUGUGAGAUGAGGUUCUCAAGGUCACAGGCCCCAGUCCCAGCCUGGGGGCUGGCAGAGGCCCCGCAUUCUCUGCUACAGCUCCUAUCAUGAAAAAUAAAAUGUUUGUCUUUGCAAAACAGUAA
This is a messenger RNA of Pan troglodytes (chimpanzee), 4066 nucleotides long. RefSeq names its product tensin 4 (gene TNS4). Gene Ontology annotation, molecular function: protein binding. Gene Ontology annotation, cellular component: focal adhesion. The coding region runs from base 197 to 2344 and encodes 715 amino acids. Lineage: Eukaryota; Metazoa; Chordata; Mammalia; Primates; Hominidae. The record is from RefSeq and is a predicted model, not a curated record. The transcript has 13 exons.